AUGCAUAUUUCACCCCUGCCAACAGCACCUGACAAACCAAUCGCAUACAAACUUGCUUCCAAUGCGCCAUUUUCUUCGCCUGAAAGCAAGGGUCCAUACAACCACCAGUGUCUCAAAAGUCGAUCACAAAAGACCAAAGCUUCCGCACAGGCUCUUGUCUCUUGUCUCCAGAUCAUCUUCCGUUUCAGUGUCACAUCUGUCAAUAUGAAGGCCAGUACAGCAGUCUUGGCCUGGACGGCAAUGCUCCUCAGCUCAGCUACAGCAAUGGAGAAAGAGAACUGCUGUGCUUUGCUUGAGGGUGCUGGGUUGAAGCACGUUUAUGCGCCUGACAGUCAAGGUUACAAGACCCGAACUCAAUCGUACUUUUCUGUCUCGUCGCAGUUGCAGCCUUAUUGCAUCGUGCAACCUGAAAGUGCCGAGGAUGUAUCUACUAUUAUAAAGACCUUGGUUCCUGAUACGAAGUGUAAUCUUGCCGUGCGGAGCGGCGGGCAUACCGUCUGGGCAGCUAAUAAUAUCAACGACGGUGUUACUAUCGAUCUAGGGUUGAUGAAUAAGACGACAUACGUGGAAGAGACAAAGGUUGCUCAAAUUGAAGCUGGUUCCAUCUGGAGAGAUGUCUACGAGACCCUUGAGCCAUUUGGUGUCACUGCUGCUGGUGGUCGUACCUCGACGGUUGGCGUCGCUGGCUUCUUAACUGGAGGUGGUAAUACCUUUUACACAGCCCGUCGUGGUUUCGGAUGCGACCAGGUUGUCAAUUUUGAAGUCGUUCUUGCUGAUGGACGCAUCGUAAAUGCCAACAACGACGAAAAUGCCGACCUCUGGAAAGCGCUGAAAGGCGGCUCUACAAAUUUUGGCCUCGUCACCCGCUUCGACGUUCAAGCCUUUGACGCUCCCCUUCUCUGGGGUGGACUUGUCACGUACACGACCGAAACAACAGAGGCGCAUGUCGAAGCUUACAAGAACUGGACCGAUAACAUCGAGAACUAUCAGGAUGGGUCUGUGAUUCCAUUCUGGAGCUAUACGCCUCAGGCUGGCAAGAUUGGCAUCACCGUCUCGUAUGAGGAUACCACUGGUGUCGCUUCACCAAAGGCCUUAGAUGAGUUCUGGAAGAUUCCUUAUGAGACAUCCAAUUUGCGCAAGGAUAGUCAUCGCAACAUGACCGUCGAGCUUGAACUUGUUGCCGGAUACCGAAAUGUUUGGUUCGCUAUCACCUUUAAGAACAAACUCUCCAUGUACCAAAAGGCCCUCGCCCUGCAUGAGCAAUUCGUCGCCGACUGGAAGUCCCAAUCCCCCGACGGCGACUUUAUCAACCACGCCAUCUUCCAAGCCAUGCCGACCAUCUUCUCGAAACACUCCAUCUCACGAGGCGGAAACGUCGUUGGUCUCGACCGGGAGAAGGAUAACGCCGUUAUGUUUCAAGUCCAACACAUGAUCAACGGUGUUGAACAGGAGAAGCUUGCUCGUGAACGAAUGGUCAAGUUCCGCGAGACGAUCAAGCAAUACAGUGUAGAGAAGGAUGCUGCUGUAGAGUGGGAAUAUCUCAACUAUGCCGACUUUACGCAAGAUCCUCUUUCUACGUAUGGAAAGGAGAAUAUUCACUUUUUGAAGAAGGUUGCUGCGAAAUACGAUCCCGCUGGGGUGUUCCAGACUCGUAUGCCCGGAGGUUUCAAGAUCUCCAAGGUCGCCUAG
Messenger RNA from Fusarium coffeatum, 1689 nucleotides. RefSeq lists its product as uncharacterized. The transcript is spliced from 6 exons. The record is from RefSeq and is a predicted model, not a curated record. The coding region runs from base 1 to 1689 and encodes 562 amino acids. Lineage: Eukaryota; Fungi; Ascomycota; Sordariomycetes; Hypocreales; Nectriaceae. Gene Ontology annotation, molecular function: oxidoreductase activity; FAD binding.